CCUCCCGGCGGCGGCGCGCGGGGUUCCUCCAGCCCGCGGCCUGCGGGGAAGAACCUGGCUCGCGAGGGCCUCCAGGGACCAGCCAGGCGUGGGUGGACACGGGGCUGCCAACACCGUACUGCCCCUUGCCUGUCUGUGGCUUGUGGGCUUUGGCUGAGAGUAGCCCCCACGAUUUGCUCCUGGAGCCUCAGCGCCAAGGUUUUCUGCCUCCAGCUGCUCUGGUUCCGAUGGUAGCCUCCAGGCCGCUGUGGAGCCCCAGGCAGGGCCGUGGGAAACAGGACUGGGAGGUGGUGUGAUUCAGUCCAGCAGGGUCUGUCUGACUUCCUGUGGCCUCUGUCCCCUCUCGGGGUCUGCCYCUGUGACCGUUGCCCCCGGUGAUGCGGCAUGGAAGGAUUGGAACCAGAUGGCCUUGGCCUCACACCAAUUUGGCCCUCCAGGUACAGCCACCAUGGGUGACCCCCAGAGGUCCAUGCGGAUCCUAGUGACAGGGGGCUCUGGACUGGUGGGCAGAGCCAUCCAGAAGGUGGUGGAAGAUGGGGCUGGCCUUCCUGGAGAGGAAUGGGUGUUUGUCUCCUCCAAAGAUGCUGACCUCACGGACACAGCACAGACCCAAGCCCUGUUCCAGAGGGUCCAGCCCACUCAUGUCAUCCACCUUGCUGCAAUGGUAGGGGGCCUGUUCCGGAAUAUCAAAUACAAUUUGGACUUCUGGAGGAGGAAUGUGCACAUCAACGACAAUGUCCUGCAUUCUGCCUUCGAGGUGGGCGUCUGCAAGGUGGUCUCCUGCCUGUCCACCUGUAUCUUCCCUGACAAGACCACCUACCCUAUUGAUGAGACCAUGAUCCACAACGGGCCACCCCACAACAGCAAUUUUGGGUACUCCUAUGCCAAGAGGAUGAUUGACGUGCAGAACAGGGCCUAUUUUCAGCAGCAUGGCUGCACAUUCACCGCUGUCAUCCCCACCAACGUCUUUGGGCCCCACGACAACUUCAACAUUGAAGAUGGCCAUGUGCUGCCCGGCCUUAUCCACAAGGUGCACCUGGCGAAGAGCAGUGGCUCUGCCCUGACAGUGUGGGGUACAGGGAAACCACGGAGGCAGUUCAUCUACUCGCUGGACUUGGCCCGGCUCUUCAUCUGGGUCCUACGGGAGUACAGUGAGGUGGAGCCCAUCAUCCUCUCAGUGGGCGAGGAAGAUGAGGUCUCCAUCAAGGAGGCAGCUGAGGCUGUGAUGGAGGCCAUGGGCUUCCACGGGGAAGUCACCUAUGAUACCACCAAGUCAGACGGGCAGUUUAAGAAGACAGCCAGCAACAGCAAGCUUCGGGGCUACCUACCUGACUUCCGGUUCACACCUUUCAAGCAGGCUGUAAAGGAGACCUGUGCCUGGUUCACUGACAACUAUGAGCAGGCCCGGAAGUAAAGCUGUGCAGACGAGCAGGCACUCAGCUGGCAAAGCCCAGCGCCCCCCACCUUCAGACCUUGCCAGGAACCAAGGACGCUGCUCAGCAACCCGGGCCACGUCCCACUGCCUCGGCCAGGGGUUCCAGGCAGUUGUCCAGCGGGGACCCAUUUGUGCUCAUCCUCAGGGAAAUCAAGGCCCGGCCCAGCACCUCACCCCGCACCGCCCUGUUCUCAGUGCACUCUGGGCCCGCUGUGCUUUGUCUGGGAGCCAAUAAAGUACGUUUCCACAGA
Messenger RNA from Urocitellus parryii (Arctic ground squirrel), 1686 nucleotides. The record is from RefSeq and is a predicted model, not a curated record. NCBI's taxonomy places the organism in Eukaryota, Metazoa, Chordata, Mammalia, Rodentia, Sciuridae.